Messenger RNA from Mandrillus leucophaeus (drill), 4173 nucleotides. It is a transcript of the gene STK10, whose product is annotated as serine/threonine kinase 10. Gene Ontology annotation, biological process: protein phosphorylation. The transcript is spliced from 20 exons. The record is from RefSeq and is a predicted model, not a curated record. The coding region runs from base 17 to 2929 and encodes 970 amino acids. Lineage: Eukaryota; Metazoa; Chordata; Mammalia; Primates; Cercopithecidae. Gene Ontology annotation, molecular function: protein serine/threonine kinase activity; ATP binding.
CCCGGCGCCCCGGGCCAUGGCUUUUGCCAAUUUCCGCCGCAUCCUGCGCCUGUCUACCUUCGAGAAGAGAAAGUCCCGCGAAUAUGAGCACGUCCGCCGCGACCUGGACCCCAACGAGGUGUGGGAGAUUGUGGGCGAGCUGGGCGACGGCGCCUUCGGCAAGGUUUACAAGGCCAAGAAUAAGGAGACGGGUACUUUGGCUGCGGCCAAAGUCAUUGAAACCAAGAGUGAGGAGGAGCUGGAGGACUACAUCGUGGAGAUUGAGAUCCUGGCCACCUGUGACCACCCCUACAUCGUGAAGCUCCUGGGAGCCUACUAUCACGACGGGAAGCUGUGGAUCAUGAUUGAGUUCUGCCCAGGGGGAGCCGUGGACGCCAUCAUGCUGGAGCUGGACAGAGGCCUCACAGAGCCCCAGAUACAGGUUGUUUGCCGCCAGAUGCUAGAAGCCCUCAACUUCCUGCACAGCAAGAGGAUCAUCCACCGAGAUCUGAAAGCUGGCAACGUGCUGAUGACCCUUGAGGGAGACAUCAGGCUGGCUGACUUCGGUGUGUCUGCCAAGAAUCUGAAGACUCUACAGAAACGAGAUUCCUUCAUCGGCACUCCUUACUGGAUGGCCCCCGAGGUGGUCAUGUGUGAGACCAUGAAGGACACGCCGUACGACUACAAAGCCGACAUCUGGUCCCUGGGCAUCACGCUGAUUGAGAUGGCCCAGAUCGAGCCGCCACACCACGAGCUCAACCCCAUGCGGGUCCUGCUAAAGAUCGCCAAGUCGGACCCUCCCACGCUGCUCACGCCCUCUAAGUGCAAAGAUGGCACUGAACAGCCACCCAGUGCCUCUUACUGGAGAACUGGGCGGUCAACCUGCUGGUGGCUUGUGAGGACAGUCUCUGUGCAUCCCUUUGUCAGCAGCAUCACCAGUAACAAGGCUCUGCGGGAGCUGGUGGCUGAGGCCAAGGCCGAGGUGAUGGAAGAGAUUGAAGACGGCCGGGAUGAGGGGGAAGAGGAGGACCCCGUGGAUGCCACCUCCACUCUGGAGAACCAUACUCAGAACUCCUCUGAGGUGAGUCCGCCAAGCCUCAAUGCUGACAAGCCUCUCACGGAGCCAUCUUCCACCCCGCUGGCACCCAGCCAGUCUCAGGACAGUGUGAAUGAGCCCUGCAGCCAGCCCUCUGGGGACGAAUCCCCCCAAACCACCAGCGCCCCAGUCGUGGCCCCUGGAAAUGAGAACGGCCUAGCAGUGCCUGUGCCCCUGCGGAAGUCCCGACCUGUGUCAAUGGAUGCCAGAAUUCAGGUAGCCCAGGAGAAGCAAGUUGCUGAGCAGGGUGGGGACCUCAGCCCAGCAGCCAACAGAUCUCAAAAGACCAGCCAGAGCCGGCCCAACAGCAGCGCCCUGGAGACCUUGGGUGGGGAGAAGCUGGCCAAUGGCAGCCUGGAGCCCCCUGCCCAGGCAGCUCCAGGCCCUUCCAAGAGGGACUCGGACUGCAGCAGCCUCUGCACCUCUGAGAGCAUGGACUACGGUACCAAUCUCUCCGCCGAUCUGUCGCUGAACAAAGAGAUGGGCUCUCUGUCCAUCAAGGACCCAAAGCUGCACAAAAAAACCCUCAAGCGGACACGCAAAUUUGUGGUGGAUGGUGUGGAGGUGAGCAUCACCACCUCCAAGAUCAUCAGCGAAGAUGAGAAGAAGGAUGAGGAGAUGAGAUUUCUCAGGCGCCAGGAACUCCGAGAGCUUCGGCUGCUCCAGAAGGAAGAGCAUCGGAACCAGACCCAGCUGAGUAACAAGCACGAGCUGCAGCUGGAGCAAAUGCACAAACGUUUUGAACAGGAAAUCAACGCCAAGAAGAAGUUCUUUGACGUGGAAUUAGAGAACCUGGAGCGUCAGCAGAAGCAGCAAGUGGAGAAGAUGGAGCAAGACCAUGCCGUACGCCGCCGGGAAGAGGCCAAGCGGAUCCGCCUGGAGCAGGAUCGGGACUAUGCCAGGUUCCAAGAGCAGCUCAAACUGAUGAAGAAAGAGGUGAAGAACGAGGUGGAGAAGCUCCCCCGACAGCAGCGGAAGGAGAGCAUGAAGCAAAAGAUGGAGGAGCAUACGCAGAAAAAGCAGCUUCUUGACCGGGACUUUGUAGCCAAGCAGAAGGAGGACCUGGAGCUGGCCAUGAAGAGGCUCACCACCGACAACAGGCGGGAGAUCUGUGGCAAGGAGCGCGAGUGCCUCAUGAAGAAGCAGGAGCUGCUUCGAGACCGGGAAGCGGCCCUGUGGGAGAUGGAGGAGCACCAGCUGCAGGAGAGGCACCAGCUAGUGAAGCAGCAGCUCAAAGACCAGUACUUCCUCCAGCGGCACGAGCUGCUGCGCAAGCAUGAGAAGGAGCGGGAGCAGAUGCAGCGCUACAACCAGCGCAUGAUAGAGCAGCUGAAGGUGCGGCAGCAGCAGGAAAAGGCGCGGCUGCCCAAGAUCCAGAGGAGUGAGGGCAAGACGCGCAUGGCCAUGUACAAGAAGAGCCUCCACAUCAGCGGCGGGGGCAGCGCAGCUGAGCAGCGCGAGAAGAUCAAGCAGUUCUCCCAGCAGGAGGAGAAGAGGCAGAAGUCGGAGCGGCUGCAGCAACAGCAGAAACACGAGAACCAGAUGCGGGACAUGCUGGCGCAGUGCGAGAGCAACAUGAGCGAGCUGCAGCAGCUGCAGAAUGAAAAGUGCCACCUCCUGGUAGAGCACGAGACCCAGAAGCUGAAGGCGCUGGAUGAGAGCCAUAAUCAGAACCUGAAGGAAUGGCGGGACAAGCUUCGGCCGCGCAAGAAGGCUCUGGAAGAGGAUCUGAACCAGAAGAAGCGGGAGCAGGAGAUGUUCUUCAAGCUGAGCGAGGAGGCGGAGUGCCCAAACCCCACCACCCCAAGCAAGGCCGCCAAGUUCUUCCCCUACAAUUCUGCGGAUGCUUCUUAACAACCGCCCGGGGCUCUGGCUGGCAGCUUGGUGGGCCCCAGGGCCUUCUCCUUCAUUCUCUGUGAACAUGUAACUCAGGACCCCUUUUCCCUCUUGCGUCUGUGCCAGCUCAAAUCCAGCCCCUCGCCCUGUGCCACCCCAGCUGUGCCCGAUAGACCCGCCCCAGUGUUCCUGACUUCUCGCUGGCCUGUGGAGGGUGAGGUGUAAUGAUGACCCUAAUGUAGGUUCUCCUUGAGCCCCAGAUCCCUUCAAGCUGUAAGGGAUGGGGCUGCUGGUGGGCUCAGGGUCCAGGAGGAAUGGGUGUUCCGUGGCCUUGAGUCCUCUCCUGUUUGCCAAAAUACCAGUUUUGCUCUGUGUGGGAACAAAGCACUGCUGAUGAAGUCUCCAUGGGCUCAUCCGGGCUGGAAUUCUCUGCAGCCAUUCCCUGCAGAGUCACUGAAUCAAGUCCCUCAUAGCCAUUUCUGUUCCCAGUGGAGCCUGGCCUGCAGCUGGCUGCUCAGGAGAUGGCCUCAUUCUUCCUGUUCUCCCAGUUUGCUUUCCACUUAAGACAAGGCCAUGUCUAUGUGGGGGGCGGGGACCGGGGAGAGGGCGGCUGAAAUGUUUCUUCUGCUUCUCCAGUGUUUCAUGCCAUCUCGUGUCCCCCUUCCUGCACAUGUGUGUGAACGUACACACAUGCAUACAUACACACAGGACUUGGUCUGCUGGCCUGGCCUCUUCUGCCCAGGUGGGUUGGAACACGUUUGCUGCCUGAGCCUGUGCCACUGAGCAUGUUAGGUGGAGCAGUUGGUGUGGCGCAUGCGGGGUGUUGGCACCGGAGGCACGGAGAAGCACAGGCUGUACUGCCAGGCUGCGAUUCAUGCUGGCCCCGCACAGGCUCCUGUGUUCAGGGACUAAUUCCUCAGCACACAAGGCUUCCACAACCCAGUCUCUCCAUAGCACUCUUGCCCACCCUGUCUGCAGGUGAAACAGGAGGGCUGUUGCCCUCUGCUCCGUCCCCCCGACUGUGUUCAGGAGUCCCACCUUGCAUUUCAGACCUGGACUGGCAGUCUCUUGGACUUCUCUUCAGGAAGAAAAAGCGUCAGGGGGAAAUGGAGUGCCCCUGCCCCAGGAACAUGGCAGAAGCACAGGUUCUGUACCUCAGAUGGACCCCUGGGACUUCAGGUUCUCAGUUGGCUUCCCCCAGAUUCUGAUCCUACGGCUGCAGAGUGUAUAUAACGAAAUAAAAGCGAAUGUUUGAACUAGUA